Molecule: messenger RNA, 2739 nt
Organism: Schistosoma rodhaini
Lineage: Eukaryota; Metazoa; Platyhelminthes; Trematoda; Strigeidida; Schistosomatidae
Source: the annotation of a GenBank genome assembly
GUCUUCCUGCUCCCCGUUCUCAAAUUAUAAGUAUAAAUAUGGAUCUUUAAAUAUAUUCACGAACACGUUUUGGAGACUUUUUUCGAAGCAUACGAAUUCUAGUACCUUUAAACGAUGGAGAUAACUGUGUGCAAAUUAUAUCAUAGCAGAACAGAAGAUGAAAACGAGCGUUGUUUUGUUUAAGUCAGCUACUCAUUUUGUACUCUAUGGUCCCCAAUUAUGCAGAUUCUUAAACGUCCUGUUAUGUUUUCUAAAUAAAUGGAUAUAGAGGUUUUACAAUCAGAUAAAAAGUGUGAAUGUGGAGAGACAGAAGAGGAGUCUUUUGUUGCUGGAAUUAUAUCGGACGCAGUUAUCUCACGUUCUUGUUCUCUUGAUCUCAAGAACCGUAAUCUAAAAGAAAUUCCUGAUAGAAUUUCAGACCUACCAAAUCUACAGAAGUUGUAUUUUUCGAAUAACUGUCUUAAAGCUAUAUCACCCAACAUCUUGACGGCUCUCAGUCAACUUCGUUGGCUAGAUUUGCGUGACAAUAGCUUAACAAGUAUCCCACCUGAAAUCAAACACCUAGAGGAACUUCAGACAUUACUUAUAGACAAUAACAAGAUCAAAAGGCUUCCUUUUGAACUUGGUCUGUUAAAAAAGUUGUCUAAUCUACAUCACAGAAACAAUCCAAUUGAAUUUCCCCCUACUAAAGUAUUGAGAAGAGGGACGAAACAAAUUUUGAAGUUUCUGCUUGAUAACUACUUAGGCUUGAUGAAUACAGAAACUAACGAAGGCUCCAGUUCAUCUGAAUAUAAUACAAAGAGUACUGAGAUGCCGGAAAACAACAAUAAUAUCAACGUUUUAAAAACAAAACAACUUGUUAUGGACGAUAUCAACCAUAAUAACACUGAAUUUACUGAUUUAAUAAAUUCUCUGAAUAGUGUAAACCUCAAGGAUAGACAACCGCUUCACUCUGUAAGAGGCAUGCAUAAUUCCAUGGAUCUAAAUCACAGUGAUCUGAAUUGUUCCAGGCUUGAACGUUCCUAUUCUGCUGAUGCGUCAUUUUCUGGUAUUUUACAAAAUGAAAACACUAAUGACGAUUCAGAUGAAUCAAAGAAGGUAAAAACAUUUGAUGAGGUUACUGACCAGUCAAAAUUAUUAAGUGUCUUGGGAAGUAUAAUAAAUGCAGAUGAUGAUUUGGUUCAGUACCAUGGACACAAAAUUAAUGGCUCAUCCUGCUCACGGGUUUCCAGCAAAUCAAAGUUUUACAAAAGGAUCCAAAGAGAUUAUUUAAAGUCUAAACGUUACACAUCCAAGUCAGAUAAUUCGUUGUUAUGUAAACUACCUAGUCAGACUAGUAGACAUAGAGCGUUUUUGUUGGAAGAUCCACCACAACCGACCUUAGAAAAAAUACGUUUAAUUUAUAAACGAGAACAAAAAAGAAAAGCUCGUAAAGAGUUAAUGUUAAAGCGGGCAUCACAAAUACAACGCAUGAAAAACGCUAGUUGUAUUUCAGACUGGCGUGAUGAUUAUACCCUAUAUCAAAAGACGAAACUGUAUGAAUAUUUAAAGAAAACAUAUCAGGAAAUCAAAGAAGAAGCUGAUCAAAGAAUUAUCAGUGGACCACUUGAUGUGAACAAAGACCAUUUAAAGAUGAUUGAUAGUAGUGAGUUGAAUAGCUUACGUAAACAACCUAUUAAAAAAGAACGUCCUGCUAAUUUAGAUUCAGAUACUGUGCUGCAGUUGGAAUUAGCAAGUCUCGAGAGAGAUGCUUGUUUAACAAAACGAGUUCACGAACACACAAAAGAAAUACUGGAACGUUUUAAACUACCGGUUAUUCCAACUCAUGAUGCUAUUAGAUCAGAAUUGUUAACUGCCAAGAAAAGUAUGGAUGAAGCUAUUCGAUUACACAGACGUGUACAACAAAGACUCGAGACAUUAGGAUAUUUUCAUGGAUCAAAUCGACGAGAUUUAUGGUGAUACAUUAAUAUUGCAAUAAAUAUCCUUCUUUUCUUUCACAUUUUACCUUUUUCUCCCUAAACGUUACACAUGUAUUCAUUAUAGUUUAGUAAAUAAUAAACAAUCUUUCUAUUAAAGUUUUCUUUAAAAGAAAUACCUGUCUAAUCUAUUGAAUCAUUUCAUAUGAUUUUGUUUAAAUCUGUAUAGAUCAUUUUUGUUUCCAAAUUUUAAAUAUUCAGCUAGUCCUUGAUCUUCUUAUUUGUUAACUCGUUGAAUAUAAACUUGAAUGCUUUAUGAAUCCUACUUAACCAAUGAAACUUAAGUAUUCUUCAAUAUACAAAAAUAUUCUUUUUGUGAUAUUUUUACUUGUGGUGUAUCUAUUGAAAGUAAAAGAUAAGGUAGUGAUUACAUUGUGAAUAAAUUUUAGAGGUGACUGAUUUAUAUAAAUCAACAAAGUGCUCGUUUUAUGUUAAUUUAACAACUUAAAGACAAAAUGAUUUGAGUUUUUGUUGUCAGCUGGGAGUUUACUAAGAACUAGAAAUAAAUCGACAGAUAUUUGGCAUCAAAACUGUGUAGUAAUGUUCAUAUUUGACACUUAAUACGAUUAAACACAAGGACCUCAUCUGUCGUAAUUGACAGAUUAAAUAAAAUUGUAAAUAUGGUGGACUACAUUUUAACCGCCCUGAUAUGUCACAAUAUAUUCGAAUCUUGAAAAUUCAAUCCAUAGAUUAAAAUUUCACUUUCAGUUUGAAAAUGACAGUAGUCAAGGUAGCCUGUGUAACUCCUGGCAAUCCUGACCUU